This is a messenger RNA of Pseudomyrmex gracilis, 3416 nucleotides long. RefSeq names its product mitogen-activated protein kinase kinase kinase kinase 5 (gene hppy). Gene Ontology annotation, biological process: protein phosphorylation. Gene Ontology annotation, molecular function: MAP kinase kinase kinase kinase activity; ATP binding. The transcript has 21 exons. Bases 198 to 3029 code for a protein of 943 amino acids. NCBI's taxonomy places the organism in Eukaryota, Metazoa, Arthropoda, Insecta, Hymenoptera, Formicidae. The record is from RefSeq and is a predicted model, not a curated record.
GCGGUGAAUAAUGGUGGACAAUGGCGACGUUUCGACAGUUGGGGUGACAUCUCGACAGAUAUGUUUGGAUAUGUUCCCGGUACGUUAUUCGGACGCUGCUGCAAGUUUACGCGCAUUGAUUCACGGCGGUUAGACGUACAUAUCCGCAAGAUUUCAAGUAUUCCUCUUUCUUUCUAUUUUUUAUUUUUCAAUUCGUAAUGGCCUCGGUGAACGCGAAUGCGCUGUCCAGUGACAUAAGUCGUAGAAACCCUCAGGAUGAAUACGAACUUAUCCAGAGAAUAGGCAGUGGGACCUACGGUGAUGUUUACAAGGCUAAACGACUGUCCAUGAAUGAUCUCGCAGCAAUAAAGGUUAUCAAGUUAGAGCCAGGUGAUGACUUUGCAAUCAUUCAACAGGAAAUUUUAAUGAUGAAGGACUGCAGACAUCCAAAUAUUAUUGCAUAUUAUGGUAGUUACUUGAGAAGAGAUAAAUUAUGGAUAUGUAUGGAAUAUUGUGGAGGUGGAUCAUUACAAGAUAUAUAUCACAUAACUGGACCAUUAUCAGAAAUACAGAUAUCAUAUAUGUGUCGAGAGACCCUUACAGGUCUAGCCUAUUUACAUAGCAUGGGUAAAAUGCAUCGUGAUAUUAAGGGUGCCAAUAUAUUAUUGACUGAAGCAGGUGAUGUAAAAUUAGCAGAUUUCGGUGUGUCGGCACAAAUUACUGCAACCAUUAACAAAAGAAAAAGUUUUAUUGGCACUCCUUACUGGAUGGCUCCUGAAGUGGCAGCUGUCGAAAGAAAAGGUGGUUAUAAUCAGUUAUGUGACAUUUGGGCAUGUGGAAUAACUGCAAUAGAAUUGGCAGAAUUACAGCCGCCAAUGUUCGAUCUACAUCCGAUGCGUGCUCUAUUUCUCAUGUCAAAAUCAGGUUUUAAACCACCAACAUUAAAAGAUCGUGACAAAUGGAGUCCAAUGUUCCAUAAUUUUGUUAAAGUCGCUCUUACAAAAAAUCCCAAAAAACGACCGACAGCGGAAAAAUUGCUUCAGCACGCAUUUUUCCAAGGAGAGAUGAGUAAAAGGCUGGCGUUAGAGUUAUUGCAAAAAGUAUCAAAUCCCAGCCAUAUGUUUGCUGAUCUAGAAGCUGAUGAAGAUGGAGCAGUACCCAAUGUUCCACAAAGAAUAGCUUCACGUCAUACUGCAAAAUCUAGGCCAAAGAGCCCUAUAUCGCAACUAGAUAGUGAUGAUCAAAUCAAUAUUGAUGGAGAAAUGUUACACGGAGAUUCUAUAUCGCCAUCCAUGGAUACUAAUCCUGCAUGGGAUAUCAUGGAUAUCAUGAAUAAUGUCAAAGCUGUACAUAAUUGUGAUGUUCAUCCAGACUGCGGGAUUGGUUCUGUGUUCGAGGAUGUCCAGGAAAAUACACUUGACGCAAACCUUAAGACAAGUAUUAUAUCGAAACAUCGUAGGAAAACUGGUACAGAAAUAUUUCGUAUGACUUUAAGGAGUCUAUUGCAGUACAUUGAUGAGGAGUUGUUGCUAAGGGGGAAUGCAAUGUCAGUGGUUGAUGGGCAUUGCGACCAGCUAUAUUCCCUGCAAGCUACUCUUCCACUUGGGGAGUCUUCGAGUGAUUGCGAAGUCCAUUGUCCAUAUUAUAAUGUAUCUGGGUCUCAAGCAAGUCCUAGACGUCAUAGCUCUGUAGACGAAUUAUAUGGUUUAGUCAAUAGUUCACAGUCUUUAACAACUGUGAAUGGGCAACGACAACGAUCAUUAUCAGAUAGCGGUCCGAGGGAUGAAUCCGCACAAUCGAAUGGUGACAAUGAGGUAUCAACUGAACGAAAUAGAGAAAAUAUGAGUCCCGACUUAUUGUCAGACACGCCGCCCGUACCUCCAAGGAGAAGGGAUCGUAAAAGACACACGCCACCAAGACCUAUAAGUAACGGAUUGCCUCCUACGCCGAAAGUGCACAUGGGAGCAUGUUUUUCAAAAGUAUUCAACGGUUGUCCACUAAGGAUACACUGUACUGCGAGCUGGAUCCAUCCAGACACAAGAGAUCAGCACUUGCUGAUUGCAGCUGAAGAAGGGAUUUAUAAUUUGAAUCUAAACGAACUCCACGAAACUGCGAUAGACCAGUUAUAUCCAAGACGUACUAUCUGGAUGUACGUUAUCAAGGAUGUUCUUAUGUCUCUUUCCGGAAAAACGCCUCAAUUAUAUAGGCAUGACUUAUUAGCGAUGUUAAGUAAACAGACUCAUAGGUUUUCAUUGCAUAUGAACAAAAUACCAGAGAGAUUAGUUCCAAGAAAAUUUGCUCUUACUACGAAAGUGCCGGACACGAAAGGAUGUACCAAGUGUUGUGUUGCAAGAAACCCAUAUAAUGGGUAUAAAUAUCUAUGCGGUGCAAUGCCGGCAGGUAUAUUCCUAAUGCAAUGGUAUGAUCCAUUAAAUAAAUUUAUGCUUUUAAAACAUUUUGAGUGCACUUUGCCAUCACCUCUGAAUGUUUUUAAAAUGAUUAUCACGCCUGAGAUGGAAUAUCCAAUGGUAUGUGUGUCAGUUAAACAGCCAUACCAACAAAAUAAAUUAAAACUUGACUUAAUUAAUAUGAAUUCGGGAGCGAGUUGGUUCCACAGUGAUGAAUUAGAAGAUAUAGAUGGCUCAGCGACUGUGAUUCCAAGAAGAGAGAAUUUAAACGUUAUUAACGUAACGCAAUUCGAAAAAGACGCAAUACUCGUUUGUUACGAUAAUGUAGUAAAAAUGGUGACUUUACAAGGAAAACCUCGUAUCAGUAAAAAACAGCUGUCAGAGCUGAAUUUUAAUUUUCAAAUCGAGUCUAUCAUUUGUCUACCAGAUAGUGUGCUUGCAUUCCAUAAGCACGGUAUGCAAGGUAGAAGUUUCAAAAAUGGCGAGGUUACACAAGAAAUUAGUGAUCCAAGCAGGACUUAUAGAGUUCUUGGCUCGGAUAAGGUUGUGAUGUUGGAGAGUCAUCUAGUUCACAGUGGUACACUGACUGAAUCGGAAGGAGCGGAUUUGUAUAUUCUCGCUGGACACGAGGCCAGCUAUUAAGUGUUAAUUUAAAAUAACCAGCCUACGUAUGUGCUGCGUUAUCAUCUCACACGAGAUUGAUGAUUUGUGAUUGAACUAUGUAUAUGUAACAUAAAACGACUACGAGAUCGGAAAUUACAAUGUACAGAGAGGUAAAAAAAAAAGAACUUUAUUAAUCAAUUAUUUCACACACUAUAUAAAUAAGUGGCUGAUUAUCGGCGCACUGCUAUUACUGUAAUUUAAGUGUUGCAAUAAUUGUUGCUAUCUUCAUAUAGGUCGAUGUCGUGUAAACUAAUAGUUGCGAUAAAUUUUUUUUACUGAGAGCAGGUUUAGAGUUAGUCCAGGUUUUUUUUAGAUUAUAUAUCGGUAAAAUCAUAAUUUGAAAAUAAAAUAACAAUAAUAAAUAAA